CAAGAUGGCGGCUACUGGCGUGCUGCCCUUCGUCCGGGGCAUCGAUUUUACUCGAAAUGACUUCCAAGAGGACUACUUUCCCAAAGCAGUCGGUGACAUGACUGGCUUGCGAUGGCUGCGGCUAAACAGGACCAAGAUCGACUGGAUCCCAGACGAACUGCUGAGCCUCAAGAAACUUGAGACGCUGUCUCUGGUGCGCAACAAUCUGGUGACGCUGCACGGCGAGGUCCCGCAGCUGCCAUGCCUGCGAUCCCUCAACUGCCGCCACAACCGUCUCAAGAACUCGGGCAUACCGCCCGACGUGUUCGACCUCGAAGACCUCUUUGUUGUGGACCUGAGCUACAAUGACCUGCGGGAAAUCCCCACCAACCUGGAGCACGCCCGGGGCCUGCUCGUGCUCAACCUCGCAUACAACAGAAUCGAGACAAUCCCACACCAGCUCUUCGUCAGCCUAGUCGACUUGAUUCAUCUCGACCUGAGCGGCAACCAGCUUGAGACUCUGCCACCUCAGAUGCGGCGCCUGGUCAGUCUGCAAACCCUAGUGCUGAACGACAACCCCCUCGGCCACUACCAGUUAAGGCAGCUACCAGCGCUGACGUCGCUGCAAGUACUCCACAUGCGCAACACACAGCGGACGGUCAUCAACACGCCCGUCUCUCUCGAUUCAUCAGCCGUGCUUUCUGACGUGGACUUCUCCCAAAAUGCGCUGCCGAGGAUUCCCGACGUCCUCUACACAUUGCCGACGCUUCGGCGGCUCAACCUGAGCGACAAUGCCAUCACAGAGGUGUCUCCCGUCAUUGGAGAUGUAUGGAAGAACAUCCGCAGCCUCAACCUGUCUCGAAACAAGCUGACAUCGCUGCCCGCAGCACUGUGCAAGCUCACCACGCUGACCCACCUGUACCUCAAUGACAACUUGCUCGACUUCGAGGGCAUUCCGUCGGGAAUUGGCAAGCUCCACAAUCUGGUGGUAUUCAUGGCGGCUUACAACAAUCUGGAGAUGAUCCCCGAAGGGGUUGUACGCUGUGGACGACUGAAAAAGCUGGUGCUGUGCCACAACCGCCUCAUCACGUUACCCGAGGCAAUCCACCUGCUCACCGACCUCGAGGUGCUCGACCUCAAGGACAACCCAGACCUGGUGAUGCCCCCCAAGCCGCUCGAGUGCCAGCGGGGCGCAGGUGCCGAGUUCUACAACGUUGACUUCUCGCUCAGCGAACAGCUGAGGCUUGCUGGGGCUACGCCAACUGCGCAGAUCCCGGCACCAACCCCCGUGAAGGACCCGAUUGCGCGCAAGAUGCGGCUUCGGCGGCGGCGGGAAGGCGAGGCUGACAGUGACCAAGCAAAGAUUCUCAAGGGCAUGACCGAUGUGGCCAAGGAGAAAGACCGCAAUGGCCGGUCGGGAGGCGAAGACCGUGUGGACUCUCUCAAGCCAAAGCGUUGGGACGAGGCCCUGGAGAAGCCACCCAUAGACUACAGUGAGAUCUUCGAAGAGGAUGUUGGUCAGAUGCCUGGGACAUUUGUUUGGGAAAUUGACAACUUCCUUCCAAACCCCCUCGACGAGUCUCUGGUGGGCAAGUUCCACGAGGGUGACUGCUACAUUGUGCUGAAAACGUACGUCGAGGAGACGCAGAAUCUCAACUGGCUCAUCUACUACUGGAUUGGCGCUGAAACCACGCUGGACAAGAAGGCGUGCGCCGCCAUCCAUGCCGUGAACCUGCGGAACUUUCUGGGCGCCCACUGCCGGACCGUGCGGGAAGAGCAAGCGGACGAGAGCCCAGAGUUUUUGCAGCUGUUUGGAGGCCACAUCAACUAUCGCAAGGGGAACAGGGCGUCGAGUGGCUUCUACAACGUCGAGGAAGUGGAGUACGUAAUUCGCCUGUACCGUCUGCACUCCCGAAAUCGUCUGCUGCACGUCGAGUCGGUGGCGGUAGACCCCAGUUCCCUGGACCCGCGGUACGUUUUUGUGCUCGACGCCGGCCGGAAACUCUUUGUCUGGAGCGGCAGGAUCUCGCAGAACACCAUGGUCUCCAAGGGGAGACUUCUGGCCGAAAAAAUCAACAAGAACGAGCGGAAAAACUACUCGGAGGUCAUCACGUGCGCACAAUCCGAAGAGGAGGAAGACUUUUGGAACGCCCUCGGCUGCACGGAUCCCAGCGAGUUUGAAGACUUCGAGCCAGUCGAGCAUGUGCCGGAGAACUUCGCGCCCGCCCACCCCUGCCUGUACAAAGUUGGCCUUGGCAUGGGCUACCUCGAACUGCCUCAAGUGGAGGUGCCCGAGGGCAAGCUGGUGCAAUCCCUGUUGGACACCAAGAAUGUCUACAUCCUGGACUGCAACUCGGACCUGUUCGUCUGGCUAGGCAAGCGAUCGACACGCCUCGUGCGGGCAGCGGCACUCAAGCUGUGCCAGGAGCUACUUUGCAUGAUUCACCGGCCGAGUCACGCGAUCGUCAACCGCUGCCAGGAAGGAACGGAGACAAUGGUGUUCAAAUCCAAAUUCGUCGGCUGGGACGACGUCAUUGCGGUCGACUUCACACGGACAGCCGAAUCUGUUGCAAGAACAGGGGCUGACCUUCAGAAAUGGAUGUCCACCCAAAAGACGAAAACAGACCUGUCUGCCUUGUUUAUGCCUCGUCAGCCCGCCAUGUCUAAAGAGGAAGCAGCGCAACUCAUGGAGGAAUGGAAUGACGACUUGGAAGCCAUGGAAGCAUUUGUGCUCGAAGGCAAGAAGUUUGUAAAGCUUCCAGAAGAGGAACUGGGCCACUUCUACAGUGCGGACUGCUAUGUGUUCCUGUGUCGUUACUGGGUGCCCGCGGAGGUGCCCGGGGAGGGCGAAGGAGACGAGCCAGCCGUCAAGAACGGCCCCGACGGCGGUGCCGGCGAUGAGGACGAGGAGAUGGAGGAAGAGGAGGAGACCGUGGAGGACGACUACACCUGCGUGGUGUACUUCUGGCAGGGUCGGGACGCGGGCAACAUGGGCUGGCUCACGUUCACCUUCAGCCUGCAGAAGAAGUUCGAGGCCCUGUUCGGGGACAAGUUGCAGGUGCUCAGGACGCAUCAGCAACAAGAGAAUCUCAAGUUCCUGUCGCACUUCAAGCGCAAGUUCAUCAUCCACACGGGCAGCCGCAAGAAGUCUCAGACGGAAGAGAACAAUGCCGUCGAGUUGUUCCACCUGCGCGCAAACGGCAGCCCCAUCUGCACGCGGUGUGUUCAGAUUCCUCCCACUGCAAGCAACCUCAAUUCUGCCUUUUGUUACAUUCUGAAAGUGCCUUUCGAGCAAGAUGGCGAGGAGGACGGCAUGGUCUACGUCUGGAUCGGCAGCAAGGCCGACGAGGACGACGUACGGUUAGCGGAAGAACUGGCGCGAUCUCUCUACGGUGCGAUGGAGUAUUCUAUAGUGACCGUCGACGAGGGCGAAGAACCUGAAAAUUUCUUCUGGGUUGGACUGGGAGGAAAAGCACCAUACGAUGACGAGGCGGACUUCCUGCAGCACUCGCGCCUCUUCCGGUGCUCCAACGAGAAGGGCUACUUCGCCAUUUCGGAGAAGUGCGCCGACUUCUGCCAGGAUGACCUGGCGGACGACGACAUCAUGAUCCUCGACAACGGGGCGCAGGUCUUCAUCUGGGUCGGGUCGCGUUGCAGCGAAGUGGAAGUCAAGCUUGCCUACAAGAGCGCUCAGGUGUACGUGCAAAACCUGAGGGUCAAGCAGCCCGAGCUACCACGAAAGCUGAUGCUCACUGUCAAGGGGAAAGAGUCUAAGCGGUUCACAAAGUGCUUCCACGGUUGGGGAGCCUACAAGACCGUCGCCGAGUAGGAGUAGUCAACUACCGCCAAGUCUAGCAGUGACAAUCCACCGAGCCGACCGCACCUACGGCGCCGGGCGAACGUCCCAGCAUCUCGACGAAGCGAGCGCCUGCCCGUCGACAGCCUAAAGCUUGCGACACGUCCAAAGGUUUACGUACGCGCUCGUCGACAACUUUGGAAACUCUGGGCUGCGGAAGAGUUGAGGUGCUGCUGCAAAAGCGCGCAGGUCACAAGUUGGUACCGCCACCGCCUGGUGUUAGGCUUGGACUCUGGACCACCUUUCUCGUCUGUCGGCAGCGGACUUUCUAUGCUUGUUCCCGGUGAACGUAAUCGACUGUUGCCAAAAGCUUGCUAACAAAUUCCCUGGAAUAUCCGAAUGGACGCUUUAAUUCAGUGGAAUAGAAACACUGUUAAGAGAGUUUGCCAAGACCUGGUUCUAAGCAAAUGCGACUCGGGGUUUCCUAAAGGAGUACUGGCGCAACCAUAUUUGAGUUGUCAUAAAUUUUUCGUUAAGUGAAGAACCGAGCCCUCUAAACCCUAGAGAAGUAUACUAGUACUAAGUGUCGGAGCACCCUAAGUAAUUUACUACAUUACUUGUUUCUGUGAACUUGUAGUGCGUUUCGCACAUAGCAGGCAAUGCUACGGAAGCUACGCAAAUAUAGUAUGGUCAUAGAAGGCGCUCUUGGCAUGUUUUCCAGUGCAGUUGUUUUUAAUCUACAACGCUUUCUACGGAAUGACUACUUCAUAUGUUAAAAAUGAAACUUGUGGACCUAAGUUUUACGUCAGGUCACAUAUUACUUGAGUACAUUUGUGCUUCCAGUAUGUGGCGUACUGUGUGUUGGUCGCGAGCGCAGGUAAUGCGCUGUCGCCGCUGGUCGACGCAACGUGUCGCUACACUUGCGUGGUGGUAAAUAGGUUCACAUCUCCAGCGCCCUUCACGUAAUGAAUGCGUCAUGUUUUGCGACGUAAAAGUACGAGACUUCAUUUUACAGCGAAUUGCAUGACGCUUCCUUCACAUGUGACACGCUAUUUUUCAGUCGCAGAAGUGAGCAGUCUCUCUAAGAUCUCCUAGUAUUUCCUGCUAUGUAUGAAAAGAAGUAUAGCUUCGGGGUCUGUACCCAGAAGGUUGAUGUGUGAUGGUGUCACAAUACGCUGGCUUGUUUCGUUGCUGCGGUUGUUGUGGCUACCACGCGCAAGCACAGCCAGAAGAAACGCGUGCAGCACUCCUGUUUAUAUAAUUUUUUUUAUGAGCGACAUCAUAUUGUACCCAGCCUUAUCACUACACAAAGUAAGCAAAUUUAGCUCUGUGUCCCAAAGUCACGAUAGUGUAGAUUACGACUGGUAUGACGUUUCGAUACCAACUUUAGUGUCCAAUUAAAACAUCUUCACGUUCCCCCGACAUUCAUACUUGCUAGGUAUCGUCAUCCUUUUAUGUGCGAGGAGUGCGUGUUAGAUUUUUGACAACUUGACAACUUCGGGAAGAUGCCUCAGUACUCCUUUAAGCAAAUAUCACGCUUUAUAUGUAGUCAGUGGCAGGUCAAGAAUGCAGCACCGAAUGCUUUUCAAAGCGAACAUGUAUAACAGUAGCAGGGAAACCUUGGGCAAGUUGGUGUACGUUGAUACUUGACAAAAACAGCAGUAACAAAGACGAGGACAAGGAAAACGUCUGUGAACCUUGCUUAUUUUUAUUUUUUCAUCCUCAUCUUUGUUAGGACUGUUUUUGUCGAGUAGGAAGGCGUGUAAUAAGUGUACCAGAAAAUUGCCUCAUGCUAGUCUCACUCUCCUUCCUUAUCCUUUGUAUUCGUGUCCUUACUUUCACCUCGCUGAGGCGCUUCCUUGUAUCCUGGGACACCGCGAGUUCUAAAAGGACACGGGUGGACACAAGAACACCAGCACACAGCGCUAACUUCCAACUGCAGUUACUUCGAGAGGCGUACACAUAUUUACAUGGACCUCAUUACGCACGGCUACGAGGGCAUGACAUCAAGUCUAAGGUCGCGCACGUUCGUCCUACCUCCGUGUCCUUUUAGCGCAGCUCACUUUCCCUGAAGGAGGUUGUAAAAAGACAAUUUCUGGAGUGGACAUGAUGUCACAAAAGUGAAACAGGGUCACCACCAUCUUACUAAAGGAAUUGAAUAAUGUUAGCAUAUAGUGAGCAGGACUCUCGUUACUUCUUGCAGCUUAAAGAUGGUCAAUAUUGUCGAAUACAUGCUGCUCGAAGUGUCUCCUUGUGUAGCUGGUUUAAUGAUGAAAUUUUCAUGACAUCACUUCUCAGCCAAAGGCAGUAUUCUAGUCCAAAAACAACAAGCUGCCUAUAAUUUAUAUUAAACAAGCAAAAGCCGUUGAACUUUGACCAGUCUCCAGCUAGCGCGGCGCACUUUCAAGGGUGGUGAGGUAGAGGCAAGCGCUGGCUUCACCUCUGCUAGUAAGAAUCUGCGGGGGCUGCCACUCCAGACAAUUUUUUUUUUAGACCUCCCUGGUUUGCCCUGUAUGAUCAACCAACGAGCCUAAAUUACUUGCCUUGGUCAAGCUCCCUUCUAAAGCUUCUUCACUCUGCUGGGGGACCUCUUUGUAUGUCAAGUGCAAGUGACAGUGAGAGACUUUUCACUUUCGUGCCAUCUAUAAGGGCACCAUUACCUAAUGUCGAAGGGACGAUGAGCAAGGUGCAUCACACAUUUUUGGGGGAAGGAGCCGAUCCUGCAUUCUUGACUCAUUGCUCACUACAGUCAAAGCGAACGAGUUGCUGUCCUGUUUUUAAGUGCCGAGUGCGAUGCAGUGAGUUUGGACAAAACCACGGUUGUGCCAUAUUUCUGAUACCUUUACCGUCACAAACCAAAGCCAUGCUGUACUUGUGCAGAAUGCCAUUUUUCUUUUUUUUGCAACACUUGUGAGCAUCUGUUUAGCAAUAUAUCAUCUUUUUCUCUUUGUUAUGUGCUUGACAGUAAGCCUUCCGAAAAGGUGACCGGGAGAGUACCAAAUGUUGCAUCUGUAAGGGAGCCCAGUAGAAAAGCCUCUAAUGGUUAAAUCACUGGCUCAUUUGCAUUCAGGUUUCGCUAAGACAUGGCAUUUUGCAGUGCUUGGAUUCGGUAUUUGCUCGUUUCAGCCAUUAGAAAUUUAGAAGCGUCAUCGGUGGUGGUGCCACACGAGAAAUUUUGUGUGUGGAUUUGUCUCUGUGGGGCGGUCGUACUAUCUGUUGUACGGAAGAAAGAACUGUUCCUUCCGUUAUGUCUCUUUGCUGUGGUGGGCAUUUCAGCAUCCUAUAAACAGAUGGAGCCACCAUUGCUUUUAUUGAGGAAAAAUCUUUUUUUAUAUUCUUCAUCCAGCAUUGCUGCAGACAUAUACAGUACGGUCCACUGUUGAAGAGAACACACGACCGGUAAUAAAGCCAACAUGAUUGGAACACUUCUUCACCUUUCUCCGAAAGAAGCCGUUGAUUCAAUCAAUUGUACUUACGUUUAUGUAUAAAAAGUAAGUUUGUGGGCUUUUAUGCUGUAGCUUAGCAAUAAUCAAUGGCAGAAUACUAACUGCGCGUUCAACAGUGAACAUGGUAGUGAACAAAAUGCACCACAGAAUGCCACCUACGUGCAAAAUUUGAGUACAAACCUUCAGCGGUUUGGCUGGUAGAGCCACUUGCACAGGCUUCCUUAUCAAUGCAACAUUGUGUACGUUGGCAACUUGAAAUGACUGUGUUUGUGAGGUGCGUUUGUGGGGCUCUGAAAUGUGUAUGUGUGGGACGGAAAUUGGCUGCUCACGGUUAACCAUUGUUGUGAGUGGGAAGUGUAUCAGCGAACACUUUGGCAUUCCAGACCGGUAGUGGUACGUACAGGUGAGAGAGAUAGUAGGAAUGCCACCGUGAUAACAUCCACUAAACCAUUUUCACACCAAGACAGACCACCGCCAUAAGUCAUGCUCAAGCUGUAGAAUUACUUCUUUCUGUGCAACAUGGCAUGUGCGCGGAUUGGAAAGAUCGCCAAAGCCUUGCAAACUGCUGCCUGUUUUGUAACUUAUUUAUAAUGUAAUAUAAGACAUUUAGUGCCUUGGAGCGUGUGUUUUAUGUAUGACGUGUGCGCGUGUUUGUACAUUGCAGUGUAUUUCCGUUUUUU
Molecule: messenger RNA, 7901 nt
Organism: Dermacentor silvarum
Lineage: Eukaryota; Metazoa; Arthropoda; Arachnida; Ixodida; Ixodidae
Gene: fliI
Product: protein flightless-1-like
Biological process (GO): barbed-end actin filament capping; actin filament severing; myofibril assembly
Cellular component (GO): cytoplasm; actin cytoskeleton; nucleus
Molecular function (GO): actin filament binding; phosphatidylinositol-4,5-bisphosphate binding
Source: RefSeq, a predicted model, not a curated record